Messenger RNA from Tachyglossus aculeatus (Australian echidna), 798 nucleotides. RefSeq names its product mitochondrial coiled-coil domain 1 (gene MCCD1). Lineage: Eukaryota; Metazoa; Chordata; Mammalia; Monotremata; Tachyglossidae. Bases 93 to 461 code for a protein of 122 amino acids. The record is from RefSeq and is a predicted model, not a curated record. The transcript has 2 exons.
GGAGGCCAGAUCCGGGCAGCAGGCAACGGGAUCGGACACAGCUCUGCCGGGUCCCCCCCCCGUACCCCCCCCGACUCCCUCCAGCUCCCACCAUGGGCCCACCGCUCUCCUGGCUCUCUCGUUGCUCCCGGCUCCUGCCCCUGCUUAGGGCCCCGCCGGCCAUGGGCCGAGGCUUCUCAGAGGACAACCGUCCACCCCCAGAGGACACCCACGCAGGAGAGACCCACUCAACCAAGUGUCGGCAGAGGCAGGAGGAGCGGCAGUGCGGGUUCCCGGGCGGUCGCGGGGCAGAGCUGGCGCAGGUGGAGCAGCUGUUGGAGCAGCAGCUGGAGCUGUACCAGGCUCUGCUGGAAGGCCAGGAUGGAGCCUGGGAGGCUCAGGCCUUGGUCCUCAAGGUCCAGAAGCUCAAGGAGCAAAUGAGGCGUCACCGAGAGGGUCCAGGAGAGAGGGACACCAUCUGACGUGGGGGCAGGAGAGCCCUUCUCCUCCCUGCCGCCCACCCAACGCCCCUCCAGCGCAGCCCCAUCCUGGGCGGGGGCGGGGAGAGGGGCUAUAGGGCAGCUGGAGAUCUGUCCCAGGGCCCGAGAUGGGUUCACGUGCUCUCCCGCACGGCUCUGGUGACAGACAGGCCUGUGGGAGGAAGCUGUGGGACACGGUGGGAGAAGCGGGAUACAAUGCUGCCCCUCCUUCCCUCCACAGCUCCCACUCCCCCGACCUGCUCUUAUAACCCCGCUCCCUCUCAAGGCUUCCUGCCCCACCCCCCAAAUAAAGAGGAAAGCCCAACAAGCCAGACCCUUA